UUUAAAGUGGUUAUGUACUACACUUCGUCCGCGUAGUAUGUUACAAAGCCUGGACAACGUGGACGUCGAUCGACGGCAUGCCCUCAAUCAUGGUCACUGAUUAGCAUACCGGGUUCGUGUCAUUGCCGCGUGUGCUGUCCAGCCGGCUGGCUGCGUCAGCCUGCACAACGUGCCGUUCUGCAAAUGCGCAAGCACUCACGAUGACCUGAAGGGAUACUUAAACCCACGUACAACAGAAGGAGGCGAGUCAUUCAAGAAAACACAAGUCGUUAACCAUUCCCAAUCAUGCAACUCGUCUUGACAGGUGUCACUGGUGCUGCUGGUAUUCAGAUCUUUCGUCAAGCAGUAUUAGAUACAGCCAUCACGAAGAUCACAGUACUCUCUCGGCGGGCGCUCCCAUCAUGGAUGGAUAUCCCUGAAAAUGACAAGACAGAAGUCGUAGUUGUGAAAGAUUUCUUGGAUUACUCUAGUGAUCUUUCUGUUCGUCUGGCAGCGCAUGACGCCUGCGUUUGGGCACUGGGGAAGAGUUCAGUGGGCCUAUCAGACGAAGAGUACACCCGCCUCACAUACGACUACACCAUGCACUUUGUGAACUCCCUGCAAGAAGCAGGGAGGAAGGACAGAGCGGGAGAGCCGUUCAGAUUUGUUUUUGUUUCAGGGGAGGGCGCAGAUCCAUCUGGCAAGAGCAACAUCAAGUUCGCGAGAAUCAAGGGCAUGACUGAACAAGCUCUCUUUGAUCUCCCUCCGUCCUCAAACAUCAAAGCAUCUGUCAUGCGACCUGCUUACUUCUUCCCCUCCAAAGAUCACCCAUCAGAGCGAGAGAACAUUCGUUCACCGACAGCAAGGGCUAUGGAUUGCCUCCUAACGCCCAUUAUGAAGACCGUCCUGCCCUCCAUGUACACACCGGUUGAGGACCUCGGGCUUUUCGCCGUAGAGGCAGCCAAGGGCCGAUGGUCAGAUGAAAACUUAUUUCCAAAUUCAAAAAUGAGGGAGUAUUUAAAGGUGUUGCGCACUUCGAGUAACAUUUAGAAGACUACACACACAUCAUGUUCCACAUCAACCAUUACAUAGCUAGAGUUCCCUAUAGUACACGGAUAUACAUACUUAAUGGUAUACAUCGAGGACUUCGGAUUUCGAGUGA
Molecule: messenger RNA, 1141 nt
Organism: Suillus clintonianus
Lineage: Eukaryota; Fungi; Basidiomycota; Agaricomycetes; Boletales; Suillaceae
Exons: 3
Coding region: 286-1029 (247 amino acids)
Source: RefSeq, a predicted model, not a curated record